AUUUUUUAUCUGUAUUCCAUUUACAGAAAUAAAAUUUACGAAUUUAAAAAAAGUAUACAAAAACUAUCAGAAAGAUGUAUCGUACAGUGUUUAUAAUGUUUAUAAUUGUAGGCGCUACUUUUUUAUACAAUGAAUUACUUCUGAACUUUGUGGUAUUAAAUCAGUGUCAAUGGCCUAACAAACUAAAUGAUUCUGUACGAGCAAUAAUUUUGGCUGACACACAUUUAUUAGGACCGUUCAAUGGACAUUGGUUUGAUAAAUUGCGUCGUGAAUGGCAAAUGCGAAGAGCGUUUCACGCUGCUGUUUUUCUACAUAAACCAGAUGUGGUGUUCAUUCUGGGAGAUAUAUUUGAUGAAGGUCAAUGGGUAGAUGGUGAAAAUUUUGAAGCAUAUUUAAUGAGAUUUCAUAGUAUUUUUAAUGCACCGGAAAAUGUCAAAGUAUACAGUACAGUCGGAAAUCAUGAUAUAGGAUUUCAUUACAGAUUGCAUCCAUACAUAGUAGAUCGUUUCAAAAAUGCGUUUGAAGAGAGUCAAAAUUCAUUAAUCACUAUUAAAAAUAGUCAUUUCAUAUUGUUGAAUUCAAUGACUUUGUCGCGUGAUGGAUGUUAUUUUUGUGCCGAUGCUGAGGCAGAAAUUCUAAAAAUAUCACAGCGUUUGAAUUGUGCAAAACUUCCAUCACGUUCCACUAACUGUAAAAACUUAAAUAAUAAAUUACCCUUUUAUGCUCGACCAAUAGUCCUUCAACAUUUCCCAACAUUUAGAGUCUCAGAUAAUGUUUGCAAAGAACAUGAUUCGCCUAAAAUAGAAAUAUAUCGUGAAAGCUGGGAAGUUCUAUCUAAAGAAGCCACAAAAUUUCUUGAAAUUCUUAAUCCGGCUGUUGCAUUUAGCGGACAUACUCAUAACUUUUGUAGAUCACUUAACAUAUGGGGUGUAGAAGAAUUUACCAUCGCUUCUUUUAGUUGGCGCAAUAAAAAUAAUCCCAGUUUUCUUUUGGCGGAAUUCUUCAAGAGCGACUAUGCCGUUUCAAAAUGUGAUAUGCCACGUGAAGACACUGUAGUUUGCAUUUACAUUACUACCGGUUCAAUAGUUUUACUAACAAUUAUUUAUAUUGUAUUUUCUUCAUUGUGUUCGAAAAUAACGACGAAAAAAUCAAAGAAAAUAUAGAACAUAUACUGUGUUUUAA
Contarinia nasturtii (swede midge) is the source of this 1182-nucleotide messenger RNA. It is a transcript of the gene PGAP5, whose product is annotated as metallophosphoesterase 1 homolog. Gene Ontology annotation, molecular function: hydrolase activity. NCBI's taxonomy places the organism in Eukaryota, Metazoa, Arthropoda, Insecta, Diptera, Cecidomyiidae. The record is from RefSeq and is a predicted model, not a curated record. Gene Ontology annotation, biological process: GPI anchor biosynthetic process. The coding region runs from base 75 to 1163 and encodes 362 amino acids. The transcript is spliced from 5 exons.